GUGCUGACCUAUCUUUGCGACAAUUUCGGACCGUUUCCGACACAAACACAGGGACGUCAGAAAACAUGAGGUCAAAAGUUAUUACCCUCAUCUUUAUGUGAUUUAACAUAACAAAAAGAAAUGGCCAGCUCCAUGGUGGCAGUGGGACUGGCUCUGGCUGCAGCUGGAUUUGCAGGUCGCUAUGCCAUGCAGGCUAUGAAGCAGAUGGAACCUCAGAUGAAACAAGCCCUUCAGAGCUUCCCCAAGAAUGCCUUUGGAGGAGGUUACUAUAGAGGUGGGUUUGAACCAAAGAUGACUAAGAGAGAAGCUGCCUUAGUUUUAGGUGUCAGUCCCACUGCCAGCAAGAUUAAGAUCAGAGAAGCCCACAGAAAACUGAUGAUACUAAACCAUCCAGAUAGAGGUGGAUCUCCCUACCUAGCAGCAAAGAUUAACGAGGCUAAAGAUCUGAUUGAAGGCCAGGCCAAGUGACAAUGCUGAACCAAACCAUCUCUUGUUCACUCAUCUUGUUCUCUAAUAAAUCCCAUUGUACAAAUUAUUACAGCUCUGCCCGGUU
This is a messenger RNA of Doryrhamphus excisus (bluestripe pipefish), 553 nucleotides long. It is a transcript of the gene dnajc19, whose product is annotated as DnaJ (Hsp40) homolog, subfamily C, member 19. Gene Ontology annotation, biological process: protein import into mitochondrial matrix. Gene Ontology annotation, molecular function: ATPase activator activity. NCBI's taxonomy places the organism in Eukaryota, Metazoa, Chordata, Actinopteri, Syngnathiformes, Syngnathidae. Gene Ontology annotation, cellular component: PAM complex, Tim23 associated import motor. The record is from RefSeq and is a predicted model, not a curated record.